Messenger RNA from Prosopis cineraria, 4782 nucleotides. RefSeq names its product probable helicase MAGATAMA 3. The record is from RefSeq and is a predicted model, not a curated record. The transcript has 13 exons. Lineage: Eukaryota; Viridiplantae; Streptophyta; Magnoliopsida; Fabales; Fabaceae. The coding region runs from base 1735 to 4767 and encodes 1010 amino acids. Gene Ontology annotation, molecular function: helicase activity.
UUUUUGGGAAUAAUUCUCGAAUGAAAGUUGAUGAUUAUAAGGGCCUUGCUGAUAUCUUUCUUGAUUAUCGUGUUGAUAAGCUUGAGAAGUGUCUUGAUCCACUGACCGGUUGGAAGCGUCACUUGGAAUCAAUGAUUAGUUUGCUUGAGAACCCACACAAGCAGUACCUUUUAUCUAUGCUUGAUGGGAAGUUUGACGAGGUUAAUGAUCUCAUGUCAUUAGAAGAAUUUACUGAGGAAAUUAACGAUCUCAUAUCAUUAGAAGAAUUUACUGAGGAGGUUAAUGAUCUCAUGUCAUUAUAAGAAUUUACUAAGCUUCAUUACAGCAUUGUACAGAAGGCAUAUCUCUCAUACAAGCAGCUUGAGGAUAAAGAUCAUCAUAUGACAAUAGAGGAAUUUGUCAAGAGGACAUGUGUAGAGCUCUUGAUUUGCUGCGAAACCUGAAAAGUUCUUUGCAUCGAAACGAGUUCAUAGAAGUUCCCACAAACAAUGCAGAGGAAAAAAGAAGUAAUGUCAUUCAACAAGAACUUCCAAAUGAGAAAAGGAAGAGAUGGGGUUUAUCUACCACCUGCGAUGAGAUAAGUAAAGGAUUUCUCGAGCCCGUCCAGCAUUUGCUUAUGCCUGCAGAAACACAUAUGCCAGUAAAAGAUGUUACCUUUAGCUUUGGAAGGCUAAGCUUGGAAAGAGAUAAGUGCCUUAGGAUUCUUAGGUUACUUUCUUGGUCAAUUUCUCUUUCACAACUUAAAAACCGUCGUGAAAUAAUAGACUUUUGCUUGAAGAAGGCAUGCCUGAUUUUCUGCACAGCAUCAGGUUCUUCCAAAUUGUUCACUAAAGAAAUGACACCAAUGCCUUUUGUAUUCAUUGAUGAAGCAGCCCAACUCAAAGAGUGUGAGUCAACCAUACCUCUGCAACUUCCAGGUGCAAGACACACUAUUCUCAUAGGUGAUGAGAGGCAACUUCCUGCAAUGGUUAAGAGCAAGAUUUCUAAUGAAGCUGGAUUUGGAAGAAGCAUGUUUGAGAGGCUGGUAUCAUUAGGAUUCGAGAAGCAUCCCCUUAAAGUCUAGUAUAGAAUGCAUCCAUCUAUAAGCUUGUUCCCCAACAGGGAAUUCUAUGAAGGGCUACUUGUGGAUGGCGAGAAUGUCAUAGUUUCAAGCUAUAGUAAAUGUUUCCUUGAAGGAAAAAUGUAUGGCUCCUAUUCUUUCAUAAACAUAGCCAAAGGCGAAGAGCAAUCUGGUCUUGGACACAGCUUGAAGAAUAUGGCAGAAAUUGCUGCUAUAUUAGAGAUUAUAAAAUGCCUUCAUAAAGAGUUUCUCAAAAACAGAAGGAAAAUCAGCAUAGGAGUGAUAUCUCCAUAUAAAUCUCAAGUAUAUGAAAUCCAAGAGAAAGUUAAGCAGUGCAAUUUGGUUUCAGAUGCUGAUUUCUCUGUGAGAGUUCGUUCUGUUGAUGGUUUUCAAGGUGGUGAAGAAGAUAUCAUAAUGAUCUCCGCUGUCAGGUCUAAUGAGUCUGGAAAUGUAGGGUUCCUUUCUAAUAGACAAAGAGCAAACGUGGCUCUAACUCGUGCUAGGCAUUGUCUUUGGAUAUUGGGGAAUGUAGAAACUCUUGAACAAAGUCACUAAAUUUGGACAGAGGUAGUAAACAAUGCAAAGCAAAGAGAUUGCUUUCAUGAUGCUAAUGAUGACCAGAACUUGGCUCAAGCCAUUAAAGAUGCAUUGCUUGAGCUUAAACUAGUUGGCAAAUGAAAGUCACCAUUUUAGUCACUCAGAGUAAGGGACUAGACAGAGAAGUUUGGAACAAGUGCUGUGCAAGUUCUAGUGAUGUAAUGAUGGAGGUGACUUACAAGGGAAGGACGAGCUUGGUAGAUAUUGUGUUUUCUUGGACUAUUGACGAAGUUCUCAACGAAAAACUUUAUCAAGACAAGGUGCCAAAGAUCCCAUCAACAUUUUUGACAGCAUCAGGAUACAUGAAGUCCUUUAUUCCUUCACUGAUUGAGGAAACACACAGUGAUCUGUGUUCAAGCUUGAAGGGAAUUUCUCAAGCCCCUGCUUGUAAAAUCCUGACAUGUAAGAGGAUGUGUAAGGGCCUAAUCUAUCAACUGACAUUGAAUGGAACCUCUGGUGGACAAUAUGAACCUGCAUUUGGAGAUCUCAUCGCCCUCACAGAUAGUAGGCCAACCAGCAUCAAAGACUUGAACAAACCCAGAAGAUACUAUCAUGUUGCUUAUGUUCAACGGUCAAAAAGUGAUCAGAUAACAAUACUUUCAUCCAAGAACAUAGAGAUUGAAUCAGACAUGAGAUGCAACAAGGCAGAAAAGCUUCAUGCUGUCUGUCUUAUAAACUUGACAACCAAUAUUCGUAUUUGGAAGGCCUUGAACUGGCAGUUGGAGGGUGCAAACUUGAAUAUUAUUGGAAAAAUUCUGCGAUCUAAUGAUCUGUUUGGAAAGAACAGUCACAUUUGCUUUUCUGGGGACGACGAUAGUAAAGGCAUAUCAAUUACAGAAAACAUAAUCAGAUCUCAGAGACUGAAUGAAUGCCAGAAAGAUGCUGUAUUAAGCAGUGUUACAAUGAGAAAAUGUCUUUACAAUCACACUGUGAAACUUAUUUGGGGACCCCCCGGGACUGGCAAGACAAAGACAGUUGCAUCCAUGCUAUUUGCACUGCUCAAACUAAAAACCAGAACAUUGACAUGUGCUCCAACCAAUACUGCUGUGUUGGAAGUGUCAGCUCGCCUGCGUAGUUUAGUUGAAGAUCAACUUCAGUUUGAUACCUAUGGGCUUGGUGACAUAGUGCUUUUUGGGAAUAAUUCUCGGAUGAAAGUUGAUGAUUAUUGGGGCCUUCCUGAUAUCUUUCUUGAUUACCGUGUUGAUAAGCUUGAGCAGUGUCUUGAUCCACUGACCGGUUGGAGGCAUCACUUGGAAUCAAUGAUCAGUUUGCUCGAGAAACCUCAUGAGCAGUAUCUUUUGUCUAAGCUUGAUGGGAAAUGUGAGGAGGUUAAUGAUCUUAUGUCGUUAGAGCAAUUUACUAAGCUCAAUUACAGUCAUGUAGAGCAAGCAUUUGUCUCAUACAAGCGAGAAGUUCAGGAUGAAGUUGAUCAUAUGACAUUGGAGCAAUUUGUGAAGAUGAAAUACAGUUGCAUUAAAGAUCAAUACCUUUCUUAUAAAGCUGAAGUUAAUGAUCUUAUGUCAUUAGAGCGAUUUACUAAGCUUAAUUACAGUCAUGUAGAGCAAGCGUAUGUCUCAUACAAGCAAGAAGUUCAGGAUAAAGUUGAUCAUAUGACAUUGGAGCAAUUUGUGAAGAUGAAAUACAGUUACUUUAAAGAUCAAUACCUUGCUUAUAAAGCUGAAGUUCAGUUUAUAAAGAGGAGGUUCAGUUUUAUUAGUGAGAACCUCAAGUUAUGCUUGCAAACAUUGUACUCACAUUUACCAACUUCCCUUGUUACAUUUAAGGUGGCAAAGAACAUGUCUAGAGCUCUUGUUCUGCUGCAAAACCUGCAAAGUUCAUUGCUUUUCGCAACUAUCAAAAAGUUUCUUAAGCCCAUCCAGGAUAGUCUUAUUCAUGUGGCAACACAUGUUCCAAAAAAUGUUACCUUCAGCUUUGGAAGGUUGAGCUUGGAAAGAGAUGAGUGCCUUGGGAUUCUUAGAUCAUUUUCUUGGUCAAUUUCUCUUCCACAACUUAAAAACCGUCAUGAAAUAGUAGACUUUUGCUUGAAGAAGGCAUGCCUAAUUUUCUGCACAGCAUCAGGUUCCUCCAAAUUGUUCAAUGAAGAAAUGACACCCGUGCCCUUUGUAGUUAUUGAUGAAGCAGCUCAACUCAAAGAGUGCGAGUCAACCAUACCACUGCAACUUCCAGGUGUAAGACAUGCUAUUCUUAUUGGUGAUGAGAGACAACUUCCUGCAAUGGUAAAGAGCAAGAUCUCUGAUGAAGCUGGAUUUGGAAGAAGCAUGUUUGAGAGGCUGGUAUCGUUAGGAUACGAGAAGCAUCCCCUUAAAGUCCAGUUUAGAAUGCAUCCAGCUAUAAGCUUGUUCCCCAACAGGGAAUUCUAUGAAGGGCUACUUGUGGAUGGCAUGAAUGUCAAAGUUUCAAGCUAUAGAAAAUGUUUCCUUGAAGGAAGAAUGUAUGGCUCCUAUUCUUUCAUAAACAUAGCCAAGGGCGAAGAGCAAUCUGGUCUUGGACACAGCUUGAAGAACAUGGCAGAAAUUGCUGCUAUAUCAGAGAUUAUAAAAUGCCUUCAAAAAGAGUUUCUCAGAAACAGAAGGAAAAUCAGCAUAGGAGUGAUAUCUCCAUAUAAAGCUCAAGUCUAUGAAAUCCAAGAGAAAGUUAAGCAGUGCAAUUUGGUUUCAGAUGAUGACUUCUCGGUGAGUGUUCGUUCUGUUGAUGGCUUUCAAGGCGGUGAAGAAGAUAUCAUAAUGAUCUCCACUGUCAGGUCUAAUAAGUCUGGAAGUGUGGGGUUUCUUUCUAAUAGACAAAGAGCUAAUGUGGCUCUUACUCGUGCUAGACAUUGUCUCUGGAUAUUGGGGAAUGCAGAAACUCUGAAACAUAGCAGCUCUGUAUGGACAAAGUUAGUGAAUGAUGCUAAGCAAAGACGGUGCUUCCAUAAUGCUGAUGAUGACCAGAACUUGGCUGGUGCCAUUAGGAACGCCAUACGUGAGCUUGAACUGGUUGAUGAAUCAAAGUCACCAUUUAAGUCGCUCACUAUUAGGGACAAGGCUGAGUCAGCUGCUACAAGGCCUAGAGGUUCUCUUGGUGGCAGCUCGAGGAAACCGAGGUGGUGAAGAAAGGAAUUAAGG